This is a messenger RNA of Penicillium brevicompactum, 915 nucleotides long. RefSeq lists its product as uncharacterized. The record is from RefSeq and is a predicted model, not a curated record. The transcript has 2 exons. The coding region runs from base 1 to 915 and encodes 304 amino acids. Lineage: Eukaryota; Fungi; Ascomycota; Eurotiomycetes; Eurotiales; Aspergillaceae.
AUGCAGCCCGAACGAUUGAUCAGCUCUGGCUGCAAAGCUUUCUUGUCGGAAGAUGUCUUCUUCGCCCACCCACAUUAUUAUGGCGACUGCAUGUUGAUAACACGGCUGGGCAACUACAUGGCCCCGGCCAUUGCAAGCUUGCUCAUCACCUUCUUCGUUAUGGAUCGAUUCGUUCUCCAAGCAUUCGUGCUUCCCGCUCUAUACGGAAAACAUUAUACGAACAUGGAAGCUCGGUUUCAGCGAAUGUUCUCCAUCACGCAUCUCGAUUGGAUCGUACGAAUGAUCUCGCUCGCGACUGUAUCGAAGGGAGUGUUUGAGGUGGUUUUCGGCGGCCGCCAUUGGUCUGAUACGUACUUCGUGGAUCCAUCGCGCACCCAUGCGACGCUGGGAGAUGUGGCCGCGAUUGCAAUGUACUUGGUCUGCGCGUUCAAGACAUUUGAGCUUCUUCGGGCUCAGGAUCUGAAGCUGUUGAUCGUGUUCCACCAUGUGGGAACCAUCGUCAUGAUUCAAGGUUUCCUUUCUUUGGCAUUCAACCUUCCUGAGAAUGGCCUAUCGACCAUCUUCCACUCGAGAACCCUCGCCGACAUGUUUGGAUUCUGGGUCUUCUUUGACGGAACAUUGGGGGUCGCAUCCCACUUGACGCUCAUUCUUCGACGCGGAUGUGUGAAUCAGACCAAGCUGCAUUUCCGAUUCUAUGACCUUACCUAUGCACUUUCGCUUCUCUCAACCUACCUCGAGCCGAUCAUCGUUGCAUACCUUCUCUUUAUGCAUUGGGCUAGAUUGUCGCUCACUGCUCAUGCAGUGAUAUCCUCUCUGCAGGUCCUGUUCUUCUUCUCCAAGCUCAAGGUCUGCUCGCGAGUAGGCGCUGCCCGAAAGCAGGUACAAACACAAAGGCAACCCACGGAGAAGAACUAA